Carica papaya (papaya) is the source of this 1632-nucleotide messenger RNA. RefSeq names its product putative glycosyltransferase At3g42180. The record is from RefSeq and is a predicted model, not a curated record. Gene Ontology annotation, molecular function: glycosyltransferase activity. Lineage: Eukaryota; Viridiplantae; Streptophyta; Magnoliopsida; Brassicales; Caricaceae.
AAAUCCUACACGGAAUAUAUACUCUUGGAUGCCAUUGCUUUUCUAUCCAUGAAAAGCUAGGUAGGAACUCGAUAAUGGCGGCCAUAAACUGCCCGACGAGCUCUUUACUGGUACUCCCAGCUUUUUUUCUUCUCCCUGUUUUCUUCUUCGUGUUUCAAAGCUCAAACUUCAAUCGAAACCCCGUGAUCAACCAGUUCUACUCUUCAAUCUCUUUCACUCCCGUUAGGCAGAGAUUAGAAAAUACAUACGCAAACAACACAAGCUUGUUGUCAACACAAGUUUUCGUCGCUGGAGUCGUCUCUGCAGAGGGCUCUGGUAUCGAUAAAAGAAGCGAAAAGAGUAGUAGUAAUAUCACUGAAGUUUUUGCAGAGAAGAUUACUACCCAAGUUGCACAGGAGGAGGAGAAGAAGGAGAAGAAGAAGAAGAAGAAGAAGAAGAAGAGUAGUGGGGAAAGAAUCGAAGAGGAGUUGAUGAAAGCGAGAGGUGCGAUCAGGAAGGCGGUUGAGUUGAAAAGAUACGAGUCGGAGAAGAAGGAGAGCUUCGUUCCCAGAGGUUCCAUUUACAGAAAUCCUCAUGCUUUUCACCAGAGCCACAUAGAGAUGGUGAAGAGAUUCAAGGUGUGGGUCUACAGGGAAGGAGAGCAGCCGAUCUUCCACGACGGUCCGGUGAACAAUAUAUACUCGAUAGAAGGACAGUUCAUCGACGAAAUGGAGCGGCCGUACAACAAGUUCAGAGCUCCGCAUCCAGACAAGGCUCACGUGUUUUUUCUCCCUUUGAGCGUCGCCAAGAUCAUCCACUUCGUCUACAAACCCAUCACCUCCGUCGCCGACUACUCCCGCGACCGGCUCCAGCGGCUGAUCGCCGACUACAUCUCCGUCGUCGGUGAUAAAUACCCUUAUUGGAACAGAAGCUCCGGCGCCGAUCAUUUCAUGGCUUCUUGUCACGAUUGGGCACCACAAGUUUCCUUAGCUAAUCCAGAACUGUUCAAAAACUUCAUCAGGGUUCUUUGCAAUGCAAAUCUCAGCGAAGGAUUCCGACCUCAUAUCGACGUAUCACUCCCGGAAAUUUACUUACCAGUUGGAAAACUCGGUCCACCGUCUCUGGGUCUACCUCCAAACAACAGAUCUAUACUAGCUUUCUUCGCUGGAGCAUCGCAUGGAUGGAUAAGAAAAAUUUUACUACCUGAAUGGAAGGGGAAGGACAAUGAUGUUCAAGUUUAUGAAAAGUUACCCAAGGGCUUAGACUACACGAGACUCAUGGGUCGGAGCCGGUUCUGCCUCUGCCCGAGUGGGCACGAGGUGGCGAGUCCCAGAGAGGUGGAAGCCAUUUAUGCAGGGUGUGUUCCGGUUAUAAUUUCAGUAAAUUAUUCGUUGCCGUUUAGUGACAUUCUUGAUUGGAGCCAGUUUUCGAUUGAAAUUCCAGUCGAGAAAAUAUCAGAGAUCAAGACGAUUUUACAGAGUGUUUCUCGAGAGAGAUACUUGAAGAUGUACAGGAGAGUGUUAAUGGUGAAAAGACAUUUUGUACUGAACCGGCCGGCUAAACCGUUUGAUGUUGUUCAUAUGAUUCUUCACUCGGUCUGGUUGAGAAGACUCAAUUUUAAGCUUUCGAGUAUUUGAUAUAAUAAUUUACUUG